This is a messenger RNA of Gadus macrocephalus (Pacific cod), 2842 nucleotides long. RefSeq names its product RAB14, member RAS oncogene family, like (gene rab14l). The transcript has 8 exons. Gene Ontology annotation, molecular function: GTPase activity; GTP binding. The record is from RefSeq and is a predicted model, not a curated record. Bases 308 to 955 code for a protein of 215 amino acids. Gene Ontology annotation, cellular component: trans-Golgi network; recycling endosome; phagocytic vesicle. Lineage: Eukaryota; Metazoa; Chordata; Actinopteri; Gadiformes; Gadidae. Gene Ontology annotation, biological process: defense response to bacterium; phagosome maturation; endocytic recycling.
AAACUGGGUGGACGUGUACAUAGUAACGGUAGAGCCUGUCAGAAUAACACCGUUCAGUUUGUGAGCCGGGAGGCCGACUGUAACUGUUAUGCUCACUGACGUUAGCAGGCACUCAGCAGGCUAAUACGUGAGCUAAGGAUGCUAACCUGGAUAAGUGAGAGGUUAAGGGAUGAACAGUCGAGGAUAAGACAACCACCUUCACCUUAACUACAAACAGCAGCCCCACACCUGACAAGACAGACCCCGCUUCGGAACUAACAACCCGCGAGUAAACAGCUGACGUUAGCCAGCCCAGUCACGAGCCACGAUGGCCACCGCCCCGUACAAUUACUCCUACAUCUUCAAAUACAUCAUCAUCGGUGACAUGGGGGUAGGGAAGUCAUGUUUGCUCCAUCAGUUCACAGAGAAGAAAUUCAUGGCGGACUGCCCUCACACCAUUGGCGUUGAGUUCGGGACGCGGAUCAUGGAGGUGAGCGGGCAGAAGAUCAAGCUCCAGAUCUGGGACACGGCAGGCCAGGAGCGCUUCAGGGCCGUCACGCGCUCUUACUACCGGGGGGCCGCCGGAGCUCUCAUGGUCUACGACAUCACCAGGAGAAGCACCUACAACCAUCUCAGCAGCUGGCUGACUGACGCCAGGAACCUCACCAACCCCAAUACAGUGAUCAUCCUGAUAGGUAACAAGGCCGACCUGGAGGCCCAGAGAGACGUCACCUACGACGAGGCCAAGCAGUUUGCUGAGGAGAACGGUCUGUUAUUCCUGGAGGCCAGUGCAAAAACCGGUGAAAACGUGGAGGAUGCGUUCCUGGAGGCCGCUAAGAAGAUCUACCAGAACAUCCAGGACGGCAGCCUGGACCUGAACGCCGCUGAGUCGGGGGUCCAGCAUAAGCCCUCGGCCCCGCAGGGGGGCCGGCUCACCAGUGAGCCAACACCCCAGAGGGAAGGCUGUGGCUGCUAAUGGCCGCCGCACCUCUGUUUCUGGCUCCUUCUGUAUAUCUGUAUCACCCCUCUUUCUUUGUCACCCCCCCCCCCCCCCCCCCCCCUCGGACCCUCAGCUGUUCUACCACUGUCUGAGUGGGAGGGGCUCAAGAAGGGGACGAGUUGGUGGCAGGGGGGGUGAAGAUGCUGAAGUGUCAGCGUGUGGACUUUCCGCCUGUUUCAUCUGGCUGUCAGUUGGUCGUCUCCCCCCCCCCCCCACACACACACACACUAUGAACCCACACACACAAUCCCUGGAUCGACUCGCAGCAGUUUCUCUCCAACGUCGUCAUCUCUCUGUGCCCCCCCUGCCCCCACCCCCCCUCCUCCUCUUCCCCUUGCUCCCCCUCCUCUUCCUCACUGAACACUUUUCAGUGUUGUCCGUUAGCUGCCCCCAAGCAUCACAUGCUCUGGUAGCCUGGCAACAUUUGUACCACAGAUCACAUCAACAUGCGACUGGCAGGUUUAACAUAACGAAACCCACCAUUUUUAACCAUCCUUCAUUCUUUUUAUAAUCUAUGCUGAAACACUAGUCUGGCUCAAUAGAUGAGGACCUGUCCUGACCUUUGACCCUUAACCCCUGAACCGAGGCCUGCUAGGGUCAAGCAAGGCCUGUUGAGUCUAUUAUGUCACGGUGAGGAGGACUGCAUUCCUGUUUCAUGUUUAAUUUCUCACUCUGAAAACCUCCCAGGCGGCCGCAUCUAAUUCGGUAUUUAUUUGAUUCGUUACCGGUUGUGUCAUCUGAUUUGGCAAUGCUGGUAUUAUUGUGUGUGUGUGUGUGUGUGUGUGUGUGUGUGUGUGUGUGUGUGUGUGUGUGUGUGUGUGUGGUCAAAUAAGGAAUUCCUUUUUGACUUGGACUUAAAAGACACUUAAGAUUCAAUGUGUUUUUAGUUUUCCAUUUGAAUGAAAGGAUCCACUCUCUCCCCCCGGUCCUCCCCCAGACUACUGUUUAACCAUGGAUCUUAUCAUUGUUGGUUGCCUUAUCAUGACUAAUGUUAACUUCCUGUUUUGAAUGUAAUUUUUUUGCUACACUUUGUCUUUUUAUUGUUAAAUUAACCAACCUUUAUCAAAUUAGGAUUCAUACAUGUAAAAUAAUGCAAUGUUGGCUGUCCCCUAACAAUCUGAGGCCAAACAAGAGAUGAAAUCAAUCACUGUUUAUAUAUAUAUAUGUAUAUAAUCAGUGAUUGAUUUCAUCUCGUUUGGCCUCAGCAGAACCCCAACAAGAAACUUCGGAGGCAUCUGAUUCUAUUUGAAAGUUUUUCCAUGUUCUGUAUAAUAGUGAAUUCUGAUUUGAUGGCUGUAUAUAUAUAUUUGCUUCUUUAAUUAUUGAUGACAAUGCUACUGGGUGGGCGUAGAGAAAGCUGUGGCCUGUACAGUUGUGCCGAGAGGUUGCCUAGAAGUCAUACUUUCAGGAGGGGGUUGGCUACUGUAAAAUAGUUUGUAUGAAUUAAUGUAACAAACAGACUUAAGUGCAACUCAACCAGUUAUUUCCAAACAAUUUGGGUAAAAGUUGGGUGAUAUGCAAAUUAGUAUUUGUCACCUAGUUUGUUUUAUUCUAGUAGGCGGUGACAGGGAAUGUCACGCGUUUCAUGUUUUCCGGGUUUGGUUUGAGUAUUCUGUAUGUCGUAUAAUCCAAUGGAAACUCUCCAUUGCAGUCCUGAAUUGGGACUGUUUUCUGUUCUGGGAGGGGUUAAGUCAACCAUUUAUUUCUACCACCUUUUCAAAACUUCCUGCUUUUCUUUCAAUAGUACAAAAAGUACAUAUGUAUAAAUUGUGACUGGGCUAACAUUUAAAUACAUUCUUGUGUAUAUGAUACAAAAAAUACCUUUUGAUUUUAAUAAUGACAAUAAAAUACUGAAAUACAUGA